Molecule: messenger RNA, 757 nt
Organism: Chrysoperla carnea
Lineage: Eukaryota; Metazoa; Arthropoda; Insecta; Neuroptera; Chrysopidae
Exons: 2
Coding region: 33-503 (156 amino acids)
Source: RefSeq, a predicted model, not a curated record
UCACAUCCCGGUUUUGCUUUACAGUUUCUCCAAUGCCUACGAUGCAUAAGAUCCCUGCAAUUCAAAAUCAGAUAAAGCCUCCAUUGGUUGCAAACAUAUCGUCGUCUGUGCGUAAAAUGAAUGAAACUGAUGGUGCUCAAUCCGUAAUACAAAAACAUUUUGAAGACGAUUCAAGAACCACUGGUUCUGGAUGCACUAGAAAUAAUGAAAAUUAUGUUCCAUCCGACUUGGAAAAUGAUGAUGAUGAUGACGACAAUCGCUUUAAUGUACUUAAUGCAAAGUUGAAUAAGUGUUUAAGACUUCUGGGCGCAUUAACGGUAGAUGUGAAAGAUGUAAAGCAACGAACGGCAAUUAAUAAUUGUGGGAAUGCUUGUGAUGUUGGUAGUGAAACUGCCUUGCAAAUAAAAAAAGAUCUGCCACUGAAAUCAAGAGCAGAGGUAAUUGCUUUCGAAGAAAAACUGUCAAACUCACAGGAUUAUCGUCAACAAUUUGUAAGUUCAUGAAUGUAAUUUAAUUAUUUAAUUCAUUGCAGUUGAAAUUGAUAAGUAUAAUAUUAGUGGUUAAUAUAAAUUUAUUAAUAUUUGAGAAGCUAAAAACAUGAAGUAACUAAGACAAUAUUUUCGUUUUAUGAAUUGAGAAUACGAAAACUUUAUACAUGUAUAGAUGUAUAUAGCUGAAAAUAACUUGAAAACCUUGAAUUGUAAAAACUGAUCGAUAAUAUUAGAAUUCAAAUCCAGAAUUAACUUUUCUAUGAAGU